Messenger RNA from Etheostoma cragini (Arkansas darter), 1065 nucleotides. It is a transcript of the gene med27, whose product is annotated as mediator complex subunit 27. Bases 46 to 963 code for a protein of 305 amino acids. Lineage: Eukaryota; Metazoa; Chordata; Actinopteri; Perciformes; Percidae. Gene Ontology annotation, molecular function: transcription coactivator activity. Gene Ontology annotation, biological process: regulation of transcription by RNA polymerase II. Gene Ontology annotation, cellular component: mediator complex. The record is from RefSeq and is a predicted model, not a curated record. The transcript is spliced from 8 exons.
UAUGACGUCAUCUCUGGGCGCCAGCAGCUGCAGAGACUAGUGAAGAUGGCGGAUGUGGUGAAUGUUGGGGUGAAUCUGGAUGCUUUCUCUCACGCUAUCAGCGGUAUCCAGGCGCUCCGCUCCAGCGUGAGCCGCGUGUUCGAGUCCCUGAAAGAUGGCAUGAAGAACCGGCAGACCCUAGAGGACCGCGAAAAGCAGUUUAUUGCCGAAUUCCAGGACAAUCUGCAGGCAGUCAACAGAGACCUGAAUGAGUUGGAGCGUCUCAGCGGUCUGGUGGGGCGUCCCUCUGAGUCCCAUCCUCUCCAUAACAGCGGUCUGCUGAGUCUGGACCCCGUUCAGGACAAAACCCCGUUAUACUCUCAGCUGCUGCAGGCCUACAAGUGGUCCAACAAGUUGCAGUACCACGCCGGAUUGGCCUCCAGUUUGUUGAAUCAACAGUCACUGAAACGAUCGGCCAAUCAGAUGGGAGCUUCGGCCAAGAGACGACCCAAAGUCCAGCCCAGUACUCUGGUACUUCCUCUUCACCCUAGGUCUGGCCGACAGGGAGGGGUCUGGUCCAUAAGAAGGGGUCUGAUCUACAGCAAGACCCUGUCUCUUUUAGUGACCCUGGGGAAAGUGUUGAAGGCCAUCGUCGUGAUGCGUUCGCUGUUCAUCGACAGAACUGUUGUUCGAGGUUUCAACGAGAACGUGUACAGCGAGGACGGAAAGCUGGACAUAUGGACCAAGUCUCAGUAUCAGGUGUUUCAGAAGGUAACGGACCAUGCCACUACUGCCCUGCUGCACUACCAGCUGCCCCAGAUGCCAGACGUCGUCGUCCGCUCCUUCAUGACCUGGCUGCGGAGCUACAUUAAGCUCUUCCAGUCUCCGUGCCAGCGUUGCGGUCGAUUUCUGCAGGACGGACUUCCUCCAACGUGGAGGGACUUUAGGACCCUGGAGGCCUUCCAUGACACCUGUCGCAUGUAAACACACACUUCCUGUUUAUCCUGUCAACACACACUUCCUGUCCUCCGUCUAGUUUUGUAGUUUGUUAAAAGAAGUUUGAAUAAAGUUUCCAUUUCCAUUUGU